AUGUCUAUUGAGAUUGGGCCCCUUCAAAUCGCAGCCAUCGUUCCGCCAGCAUCGCCGUCAUCCUCGUCAUCUUUGUCGUCUUUUAUCGCCUCUAUCGACGAAGACAGCGUGGUACACAUGCCUCUGCCCACCACUCUCCUACUUCCUCCACUUCUCCUCUUUCCCCGUCGCAACAUUCUCGUUCGGCUAGCGUGA
Messenger RNA from Cryptococcus amylolentus CBS 6039, 195 nucleotides. RefSeq lists its product as hypothetical. NCBI's taxonomy places the organism in Eukaryota, Fungi, Basidiomycota, Tremellomycetes, Tremellales, Cryptococcaceae. The transcript has 2 exons. The record is from RefSeq and is a predicted model, not a curated record. Bases 1 to 195 code for a protein of 64 amino acids.